This is a messenger RNA of Schizosaccharomyces octosporus yFS286, 3362 nucleotides long. Its product is annotated as metalloendopeptidase. NCBI's taxonomy places the organism in Eukaryota, Fungi, Ascomycota, Schizosaccharomycetes, Schizosaccharomycetales, Schizosaccharomycetaceae. Gene Ontology annotation, molecular function: metal ion binding. Gene Ontology annotation, cellular component: mitochondrial matrix. The transcript has 2 exons. The coding region runs from base 104 to 3079 and encodes 991 amino acids. Gene Ontology annotation, biological process: protein processing. The record is from RefSeq and is a predicted model, not a curated record.
CAACGUUUUCCUGUAAUUGAUUGCUUACAAAAGUUUGGCUGCGCAGGGUAACUAUACCUAACUUACGUGUCCAAAACCAACAAUCCAUAGUUUUUUUUAAACUAUGAAUCACGCCAGAAUAUCCUCGUUCUGUCGUAAUAAAAACAUAAAAAACAAGUUUGGCAAGCCUUUUUGUCGUUGGAUUCAUGUUGGCGAAAAGAUUCACGACUUUUCUGUCAUAGAUAAAAGAAAUAUACCUGAACUAGAGUUAGAAUACAUUCGUUUGCAGCAUGAUGCUACUAAGGCUGAUAUGAUCCAUCUUUCACGGAACGAUCCUAAUAAUGUGUUCAGUAUUGGCUUCCAUACGCCUACUGAUAGUGACAAAGGAAUUCCUCAUAUUUUAGAACAUACUACACUAUGUGGAAGCAAGAAGUAUCCUGUCAGGGAUCCGUUCUUUAAAAUGCUGAAUCGCAGCUUAGCAAACUUCAUGAACGCUUUUACGGCAUCUGACUUCACAUUUUAUCCUUUUGCAACCGUUAAUCCUACUGAUUACAAAAAUUUACGAGACGUUUAUUUGGAUGCAACGCUCUUUCCAAAACUAAGAAAGCUCGACUUUUUACAAGAAGGGUGGCGUUUUGAGCACUCGAACGUUAAAGAUAAAUCUAGUCCUAUUAUCUACAAUGGUGUUGUUUUCAACGAAAUGAAAGGACAGGUUUCUGACUCUUCCUAUGUAUUCUACAUGCUAUUUCAACAACGACUCUUUCAAGGAACCGCGUAUGGUUGCAACAGUGGAGGAGAUCCACUGGCCAUUCCAGAUUUAACCUAUGAAGAAUUAGUCAACUUUCACAAAACACAUUACCAUCCUUCAAAUGCAAAGAUUUUCUCUUAUGGCUCAUUUCCCUUGAAGGAGAAUCUGGCUGCUUUAAGUGACACUUUUUCAAGCUUCCUCCCUAAAACGAUAAAUAAGCCUGAAAUGUACUUGGCUGACUUUGAUUCUGAAAAACGUGUCACUGAGUACGGUCCUGCAGACCCUGUGAUGCCUCCUGACCAACAGGCUAAAUUUUCAAUUUCUUUCCUUGCAAAUGAUACGGCAGAUGUUUACGAAACUUUUGCAUUGAAGUUGCUUUCUAGACUGUGUUUGGACGGUUUUUCUUCGCCCAUGUACCAAGCUCUUAUUGAAUCCGGUUUAGGUUCAGAAUUUUCUCCUAACAGUGGCUACGACUCUACCACUAAGCGAGGAGUUUUCUCUGUUGGAAUAGAAGGUGCUGCUAAUGAUGCCCUUCCUUUGUUAGAACAAAAGGUCUAUUCUGUAUUCGAGGAGUUGUCCAAGAAUGGAUUCAAACAAGAGAAGUUAGAUGCUAUCCUUCAUCAGAUGGAAAUUUCUCUGAAGCAUAAAUCCGCCAACUUUGGUAUGGGAUUAGCUCAAUCAGUUCCAUUUUACUGGUUCAAUGGCGUAGACCCAGCUGAUUAUCUUUCCUGGAAUAAGCAGAUUGAAUGGUUUAAGAAUGAGAAUAGAGAUGGUAAACUAUUCCAAAGAUUGAUUCAAAAGUACGUUUUUGAAAACAAGUCAAGGUUUGUGUUUAGUAUGUAUCCUUCUGCAGACUUCUCAAAGAAUUUUCAAACGAAGGAGGCUCAAAAAUUGCAGGAUCAUGUAUCAUCUCUUUCGAAAGACGAAAUUAAAAAGAUUGAACAGGUCAGUGCUGAGUUGUUAGAAAAGCAAUCGACGCCUGAGGAUACCAGUUGUUUACCUACCCUUAGUGUUUCUGACAUAAGUAAAACCACGGAAAAGACCGAACUUGACUCUAUCAAAAUGGAAGGCAUACCUAUCCAAUGGUACAAAUUAAGUCCUGGUCUCACUUAUCUUCGAGUAUUAUUUCCUCUGAAAGAUUUCCCUGAACACCUUCUCCCUUAUCUUAGUGUAUUCUGUGAUGCUUGUCUUAGUUUAGGAACUUUUGAUCAAAAUAUUGCUGAACUAGAGCAGCAAAUUCGCCGGUACACUGGUGGAAUUAACGUCUCACCAUCUUUAGUUACUGAUCCUAAAGAUUUAUCCAAAGCUGGCCUCCACUUAUACGUCUCUGGUUACUGUUUAGAUGAAAAUGCGGAAAAAAUGGUUGACUUAAUUAAGAAGGUGUUUUACGAGACGAACCUUGAGAAUCGUGAAAAAUUGGCGAUUAUGCUCAAGACAUCAAUUAGUGGUAUUACCGAUGGAAUUGCUGAACGAGGUCAUGUGUUUGCACGCUUGUCAUCGGCUUCCAGCCUGACCGAUAAAGCUCGUAUGUCUGAGCAACUCAACGGUCUUAGUCAAGUUAAGGUUCUUAGUGAACUAAACAAGGCAAAGGAUGUAGAUGAACUAGUUUCUUAUUUGAAAGAAAUCCAGAAAUUUAUGAAGGAGACUCGUGACGUAAAGGUUGCUGUUAAUGCAGCACCUUCACAGCAAGAAGUUGUAAAGAAAUCUUUAAAGAAAAUCUUGCCUCCAUCAUCUGGGAACCCCACAGUAGCCAAGCAACAAGCGGCUAAAAAGUUUGAACCUUCUUCUACGCAAGUUUACCAUGAACUUCCUUUCCAAACGAACUUCGCUUCUUCAUCAUACAUAGGCGUUCCAUACACGCAUGAUGAUGGUGCAGCUUUACAGAUAUUAUCUUCCUUACUUACUCAUAAAUACUUGCACGGAGAGAUUCGCGAAAAAGGUGGUGCUUAUGGUGCUGGUCUGUCGUAUAGUGGGAUUGAUGGAAUCCUUUCCUUCUUUACUUAUCGUGAUGCUGAUCCUUCUCGUUCACUGGCCAUUUUCACUGAGGCCUCGGAAUGGGCAGCCACGCAUCUGUUUUCUGAAUCUGAUCUUGAUGAGGCAAAGCUAAGCGUCUUCCAAGGUAUCGAUGCUCCUCAAAGCGAAAGUCAAAAAGGUGUACUGCAAUUUUUAGAUGGCGUUUCAGAUGAUAUGUUACAGCACCGUAGAGAGCGUCUCUUAGAUGUAACAGCAGAAGAUGUUUCUCGUGUGGCCAAACAAUAUUUGGUAAAUGGAAAGAUCUCUUCAAGCACCAUCUUAGGACCCAAAAUGUCCAUUCAACCGGCGGGUUGGGAAAUUAGCACACUCACCUCUUGAAGCGUUUUGAGGAAACGAAAUGCACUUAUUCAAGAUACGGUUAACGAACAUUAUUGUAUGCAUUAAUGAUAAAUUCGACAUUUGAAACCAUUUUUGAUAAUAAAACUUUUUGCUUUUGUUUAUACUUCAUUACAAUUUUUGUAUCAUCGUGUCGAUUUCUUGUGUCCCAUUAAUCGCCGACAUAAAUUGAUACAGAAGCAAAGACUAUAAUAUAAAUAGAUUUGAAUUUAUAGUUUUAUGUUUGACUUGACUUGACAUGAAUUUAGUUCGUUUUCAUUUCUUU